AAAUGGCAAGGACUGGCUUUGCCUGCACUGACAAGCGUUUGUUUUCUUCUCAGUGACCUGGUACCUUUUGAAAACUUGGAACACAAAGGAGCAGAUGGAGUAAAGUUUUCCGAAAAUAGUGAUAGUCUGCACAACAGCUUUCACGGUUGCGGUUUACGAGAGUUGGUCUUUUCGCCUCUCUCGAAUCGAUGGCUCGUAAUCCCAGAACGAGUGUUUCCACGGAUAUUUAUCCGCGGUAUCCGGCUCCGAUGCAACCUGCUUAGGACGAGAGUUAGAAGCGCUCGGCAUGGUCAUGGUGGCCAGACGAUCUUAUGUUGUGGAAACUGUGGCCAACCGGAUAGGUUGGUGCAUAUGUUGCAAUCCUGCUGGAUCACGCAUGAUACCAGAUGUGCUCGUCAUAAUCGGGUUGCAAGGGAACUUGCGAAACGUCCUCGUCGACUGGGGUACACCGUCCUCGAGGAGUUGAGAGCCCCUACUUCUACGUCGUUCAUCAAACCUGACCUAAUCGCUGUUCGAGAUCGCCGUGCAACUGUAACAGACGUCAGCAUAGUCUCGGAGGCGCGUGGAGUGGCUGUGUGGAAUGAGGAGAAGCAGAAAGGUAUCUGCUUUCCUCAGUCCACCAAGGCUGUUCCUAGACUUGGUCUUCCUAAGGUAGCAACCCAGUAUCACGGACAAUUUGUGCCUGAUGUGCGAGUCUUGAUUAUGCUAGCUCGUACCGCGUCU
This is a messenger RNA of Opisthorchis viverrini, 723 nucleotides long. RefSeq lists its product as hypothetical. The transcript is spliced from 3 exons. NCBI's taxonomy places the organism in Eukaryota, Metazoa, Platyhelminthes, Trematoda, Opisthorchiida, Opisthorchiidae. The record is from RefSeq and is a predicted model, not a curated record. The annotation marks the transcript as partial.